This is a messenger RNA of Echinococcus granulosus, 993 nucleotides long. Its product is annotated as Ras-related protein Rab-27A. Gene Ontology annotation, biological process: positive regulation of exocytosis; melanosome transport. The transcript is spliced from 5 exons. Gene Ontology annotation, cellular component: secretory granule; melanosome. The record is from RefSeq and is a predicted model, not a curated record. The coding region runs from base 1 to 993 and encodes 330 amino acids. Gene Ontology annotation, molecular function: GTP binding; GTPase activity. Lineage: Eukaryota; Metazoa; Platyhelminthes; Cestoda; Cyclophyllidea; Taeniidae.
AUGUUCGCGGAGAGGGGCCGUGAUGAAGAAGACUACGAUUAUUUGAUUAAACUAUUGGCAUUAGGCGAUAGUAAUGUUGGAAAGACUAGCCUUCUUUAUCAGUACACUGAUGGGGUUUUCAACGUCGACAUGAACGCGACAGUGGGUGUGGAUUUUAGGCAAAAACGCGUUAUUCGUGAAAAUAAACAGGAUGCGAGUGGACUUUUGGGCCAGAAACAGCGACUUUACUUGCAGCUUUGGGAUACCGCAGGUCAGGAAAGAUUUCGCAGUCUAUGCACCGUCUUUCUUCGCGACUCCAUGGGAUUCCUCCUGGUCUUCGAUCUGACCAACGAGAAGAGCCUUCUCAGCUGUCGAGAGUGGAUGAAUCUACUCUGUCAACAUGCCUAUUGUGAACGGCCUGACGUAAUUCUGGUGGGGAACAAGGCGGAUAAGACAGAAGAACGUGUUAUAUCUACGUCUGAUGCGCAGAGGUUGGCUCAAGAGUUGCAAGUGCCCUACAUAGAGACCAGUGCACUAAGUGGAAAGAACGUCUCCGCAGCAAUUGAUAUGCUUCUGGAUCUGGUAAUGAAGCGGAUCGAGGAGUCAGUUACCAAGACCCGAGUUCACAAGGCCACAAGGAAUUCUAAUGGAGGCAUUCACUUGGAAAAUGCCAAGUCCACAAAGAACAAAUCGUGCGCUUAUUACAUUUUACCAACCAGUCAAUUUCGUGAGAGUGGUGCAAGAACUUCUUGCCUGACUUUCACUCCCUCACAGUCUACGUCAGCUACGUGUACCUUGACUUUCAUCAUCACACCUCUCUCCUCUCCCCGCCUUACCUUCUUCUCUCUCAAUGUUCAGCCUCCCUCCCCUCGUGUACGUUCGUCGGUGUUCACGUCUGUCCACAAACUAAACAGCUCAGCUAUCCGAACAUGGCUAACAGGUCUCAACUGUGAUACAUGUAACGUGUGUGCGGUCCCAACUCCAAAAUCACUAACAACAGCAUCCUUAUGUUAG